Amaranthus tricolor (Joseph's coat) is the source of this 1809-nucleotide messenger RNA. Its product is annotated as tryptamine 5-hydroxylase-like. Gene Ontology annotation, molecular function: iron ion binding; monooxygenase activity; oxidoreductase activity, acting on paired donors, with incorporation or reduction of molecular oxygen. The coding region runs from base 1 to 1809 and encodes 602 amino acids. The transcript is spliced from 7 exons. Lineage: Eukaryota; Viridiplantae; Streptophyta; Magnoliopsida; Caryophyllales; Amaranthaceae. The record is from RefSeq and is a predicted model, not a curated record.
AUGAUGAGGGGUACCUUGAUAGAAGGUACUAUGAGUAGUAGAAAUGCUGGUGAGGCUGGUGGUCUCCGAGAUCCUGCAGGGAACACUAUCACCCUCGGGGGUGGUCCUGAGGGGGUGCCUCCAAUGCCCAAACUCGCGGAUCGCGAGAUUUCAAGACAAGUUUCUAUUUUGGAAAUUGUUCAGGUUGCGGCUCGCGACUUUGGUGAAUUGGUCGCGACCCGCUACUUUCGUGCUGGUUUUUGCAAUGAUAGAGAAUCUCGCCUAGAAUUUAUAUCAAGUCACAUGCAAAAUCUUCUUAUUACUAUGUUCGAUACCAAACGUUCAACAACAUCUGCGCUUCCGCCAUCGCCACCACGACUUCCUAUUAUCGGCCACCUCCACCUUGUUACUUACAUGCCACACCAUUCUUUCUCCGAACUCGCCAAAUUGCAUGGCCCAAUCAUGUAUCUUCAACUAGGCCAAAUCCCAACUGUUGUAAUAUCAUCAGCCCGGCUAGCCCGAGAAAUCCUCAAGGUGCAUGAUCGUGUGUUCUGCAACCGUCCACAGAUCAUAGCAGCUGAAUACCUUUCUUUUGGAUGUUCUGAUAUUACUUUCUCCUCUUACGGACCUUACUGGCGUCAAGCAAGAAAGAUUUGUGUUACUGAGUUAUUGUGUCCAUCUCGUAUCAACUCGUUCCAAUUUAUCCGAGCUCAAGAGAUAGCUCAACUCUUAUUUACUGUGUCAACUCACUCCGAGUUUGAACUUGACUUAAGUGAGUUGUUGAUGAGGUUGACAAAUGAUGUGCUUUGCCGAGUUGCGUUCGGGAAGAGGUUUAUGGGUGAGUCAACUCAACGAUUUGGUAAGGAAGGGAAGAGUUUGGCGGGUGUUUUAGUAGAAACACAGGAAUUGUUGGGUGGGUUUUGUGUAGGAGAUUUCUUUCCGAGUUGGAGUUGGGUCAGCUCAGUGAGUGGAUUCAAGAAAAGAUUGGAAAUGAAUUUGGAAGAUUUAAGAGGUGUUUGUGAUGAAAUAAUAAAAGAUCAUUUAAAGAAAAAGAAUGAGAAAAAAACAGAAGAUUUUGUUGAUGUGUUGCUGAGGGUGCAAAAUCAGAAAGACUUGAAAGUGCCCAUUACUCAUGACAAUCUCAAAGCUCUUGUCUUAGACAUGUUUGUGGCUGGAACAGACACAACAUCGUCGACAUUAGAAUGGGCAAUGAUAGAGUUAGCUAGACAUCCACAAGUGAUGAAAAAAGCACAAGAAGAAGUAAGAAGCAUCUCAUCACAAACAGGACAUAUUGAUGAAAGUCAUUUACAAAGCCUUCAUUACUUGAAAGUAGUCAUUAAGGAAGCAAUGCGUCUUCACCCACCUGUUCCACUUCUAGUCCCUAGAGAAUCAAUGGAACGAUGUGUUAUCGAUGGCUAUGAGAUACCCGCAAAAGCUCGAGUCUUGAUCAACACUUUCUCGAUUGGUCGGGAUCCAAACUCUUGGGAUAAUCCUCUACGAUUCAACCCAGAAAGAUUCAUGAAAGGUGAUCAGAUGAUGACCGAGUUCAAGGACGAUGAUUUUAGGUUCCUACCAUUUGGGGAAGGCAGGAGAGGAUGUCCUGGUUAUUCAUUAGGGUUAGCAACAAUAGAGCUCACACUAGCUAGGCUACUAUAUCAUUUUGAUUGGAAAUUACCAGCUCGGGUUGAUGCUGAUAAAAUGGACCUCACAGAGAUUUUCGGGUUGGCUACUCGAAAGAAAACACCACUAGUUCUCAUUCCGACACUUAACAAGGCUUUUCCGAUUAAGGAAGACAGUGAUCUCAAUCAAAAUUUUGUUACUUCAGUGUAA